Molecule: messenger RNA, 993 nt
Organism: Malus domestica (apple)
Lineage: Eukaryota; Viridiplantae; Streptophyta; Magnoliopsida; Rosales; Rosaceae
Source: RefSeq, a predicted model, not a curated record
UUUCCAUCUUCUCUGCCGCUGCCUUCUUUCUCCCAGUUCUCUCGCAACCUUCCUCCUCAUCUUCUCCCAUAGCCUCUGUUUUCUCUUCCCCACGGAGUGGAACUCAAAGCUCUGCAUCUCCAGGUUCCAGGAAUUAUCAACAGUACAGAACCUUAGAAGACUUAACACGGACAAAGAUGAGACCUUUAGACGAGACUGAGACCACGACAGUGUUUGAAAAGCUGUUCAAGUUUACAGGCAACAACCUCAAGAACAUUGUCGAGAAUCCGUCUCAUGAAGGCCCAGACCCGGGUCCAGGUCGUUACUGCUUUCGCCUCCACAAGAACAAAGUUUACUAUGUUAGCGAAUCACUAGUAAAGCGUGCUACAAAUAUAGCUCGGACCCAGUUAGUCUCUCUUGGCACCUGUAUUGGUAGGUUCACUCAUGGUGGUAAGUUCCAUUUAACCGUUCAGUGUCUGAGCUUAUUGGCAUCAAAUGCUAAACACAAGGUCUGGCUCAAACCUACCUCCGAGAUGUCGUUCUUGUAUGGAAACCAUGUUUUGAAAGGUGGUUUGGGGAGGAUUACAGAGAAUAUUGUGCCGGGUGAUGGGGUGGUUGUAUUUUCAAUGUCAGAUGUGCCUUUGGGUUUUGGGAUUGCUGCCAAGUCUACUCAAGAUUGUAGGAAGUUGGACCCCAAUGGAAUUGUGGUGCUUCACCAGACUGAUAUUGGAGAGUACUUGAGGAUGGAGGAUGAGCUUUGAAUAAUUAGACGGGUUUUGAGUGGUUAUGACAGAUGUGUUGGUGUCUAAUCGAAGAUUUGUGCGGGUCAUGUAAGUUGAUCUAUCAGCUUUUGAUCAAUUCGAGUUGAAGUCUUGUCGGAUGUGGAUGAUUGUUGAACAUUACUUUCAUUAGUGUAAGACCAAAUUUCACUACACCAAAUUGUUGUUUGUGAAUGCACAUAGACCAGCUAACUGUUAACCUCACUAUAACCUACUGAUAUAGCCGAAUUAUUUA